AUGUCUACUUUGUGCUAUAACAAGGGCUGCGGACAGCGAUUCGACCCGGAAAACAACCCAGACGGCUGCUGCACGUAUCACCCCGGCGUUCCCGUGUUCCACGAUGCGCUGAAGGGAUGGUCCUGCUGCAAGAGACGGACCACCGACUUCUCCGACUUCCUCAGCAUCGCGGGCUGCACGAAAGGUCCCCACAACAAAGAGAAACCCCCCGAGCCGGUGAAGCCGGACGUGACCUCGUCGGCAGAGAAUAAAGACGUGGACGAGCAGAAGCCCAAAUUUAGCGAGUACAUCAUCUCCGCGCCGAAACCCCAGGAGGCCAUUUGCAGACCCAGUCCCGACGAGCCUAUGGUGAGGUUGCAGCACAAAGUGUCGUCUUCUCUCAAGCAAGCUCUGGAGAAGCUCAAGCUGAACGACAACUCACGUGCACUCCAACAAGAGGACGACAGCGGCGAGGUCAAGAUCGGAACGUCCUGCAAAAAUGGAGGAUGCACAAAAAGCUACGACGGCCCCGCCACAGACUCUGACACGUGCUUCUUCCACUCGGGAUUUCCCAUCUUCCACGAAGGGAUGAAGUACUGGAGCUGCUGCAAGAAGAAAACCUCCGACUUUAACUCCUUCCUCUCCCAAGUAGGCUGCACCAAGGGCCAGCACCUGUGGAAGAAAAAGGAUGAGGGUAAGAAGGUGGUGCCGUGUCGGUUCGACUGGCAUCAGACGGGCUCGCAGGUGAUCAUUUCCAUCUACGCCAAGAACGCCGUGCCCGAACUCAGCUACGUGGACGCCAACAGCACCACACUGAACAUUCACGUGGUGUUCGAAGGCGAAAAGAGCUUUGAGCAGAAGAUCAGCCUGUGGGGAGUGAUCGACGUGAGCCAGAGCGCCGUCAACAUGAUGGCAGCCAAGAUCGAGGUGGCCAUGAGAAAGUCGGAAGCCAUGUCGUGGGCUCGCCUGGAUCUGCCGGCGCCUGUGGCAGCGCCCGUGGGGGACCAUGAAAAGAAAUGCCAGGACGACAAUAGCAGUAGCGACGAGGAGGAGAAUGAAUGA
Molecule: messenger RNA, 1041 nt
Organism: Nerophis lumbriciformis (worm pipefish)
Lineage: Eukaryota; Metazoa; Chordata; Actinopteri; Syngnathiformes; Syngnathidae
Source: RefSeq, a predicted model, not a curated record